CUGUUACCUGCUUUGAACAGAAAAGAUGGCCGUUUUUCUGUUUUUCCGUGAAGGGGUCCAGGGUAUCCCCGCCCACAAAGCAUCACCUGUUCAAUUAAGAAUUCAAUUACGCCUCUACCUGGGCGACACGUGACCGAGCGGCAGCGCCGGCUUCCGCAGGUAAAACCUCCCCCACCUUCCCUCACAGCAGACACGCUGCUGGUUGCGCGCGGGACCGGUCCGGCAGGUUUGUGCGGGGGAGCGCAGGUGAGGUCGCGGGAGAAGGGCGGGGAGCCGCAGAGUCAGAAGAGGAGCGAACAGGAAGAGGAGCAAAACAUGGUGCGAAGACACGGCGGCUCUAACAAGUUCUGAGACGGAACGGCGUUUUCCACCGGCCUGCUGAGGACACGAAACCUGAGUUACGAAGAUGAACCGGCAGCGUGCAGACUCGGAGGGCUCCAUGCGGCCUGAUGAUGAGGUCAUGCCCUACAGUGAUGACGAAACGGACGAAGAACUGGGUGACACUUCUGACAGUGAAUCUGAAGGGGAGCCAGAAGUCCCGCAGCCCGACCUGGAACCAAGGGCCCCCGAUGUUGGCUGGAAGGUGAAAGCCAAUGACCGCCCCUAUCACCAGCUGCCAGAGUUUCAGAAGAAAGUCUUCCUGUGCAUCAAGAAGAGCAGAUACUCUGGAAAUGCUAUCAAGACAUACAAAUACAACGUCUUGACCUUCAUCCCCCUCAACUUGUACGAACAGUUUAAGAGAGCUGCCAACCUUUACUUCCUGGCUCUGCUCAUCCUUCAGAUCAUUCCUCAAAUCACCACCUUGCCUUGGUAUACCACUCUGGUUCCUCUGGUGGUGGUGUUGGGGAUCACUGCCAUCAAAGAUCUGGUGGAUGAUCUGGCACGUCAUCGAAUGGACAAGGAAAUCAACAACAGGAAGUGCGAGGUGCUGUUGAACGGCAGCUUCCAGGAGUCUAGAUGGAGGCAGAUCCAAGUCGGGGAUGUGGUUCGACUCAAGAAGAAUGACUUUAUACCGGCUGAUCUCCUGCUGUUAUCCAGCUCCAACCCAAACAGUCUGUGUUAUGUGGAAACGGCUGAACUCGAUGGGGAAACCAAUCUGAAGUUUAAGAUGGGGCUCAGAGUUACCGAUGAGAUGCUGCAAGAAGAAAGACAGCUGGCAGGUUUUGAUGCCCUGAUCGAAUGUGAAGAGCCCAACAACCGUCUGGAUAAGUUUUUAGGAACGAUGCUGUGGAACGGCGAGCGGUAUCCUCUGGAGCUGGACAACAUGCUGCUCCGAGGCUGCAAAAUCAGAAACACAGACGUGUGUCACGGGCUGGUCAUAUUUGCAGGAGCGGACACCAAAAUCAUGAAAAACAGCGGUAAAACCCGGUUUAAGAGGACGAAGAUCGACGAGCUGAUGAACUACAUGGUGUACACGAUCUUUGCUCUGCUCAUCCUGGUGGCGGCUGGUCUGGGAAUAGGCCACACCUUCUGGUAUGAUCAGAUCGGCUCCAAGGCGUGGUACCUCUAUGACGGCCUGGACUACAACUCCACUUACAGAGGCUUCCUGAGCUUCUGGGGAUACAUUAUCGUGCUCAACACAAUGGUGCCCAUCUCUCUCUAUGUCAGCGUGGAAGUCAUCCGUCUGGGCCAGAGCAAGUUCAUCAACUGGGACCUGCAGAUGUAUUUUGCAGAGAAAGACACUCCAGCUAAGGCUCGAACCACGACCCUCAACGAGCAGCUCGGCCAGAUCCAGUACAUCUUCUCUGACAAGACAGGAACUCUGACGCAGAACAUCAUGCAGUUCAAGAAGUGCACCAUUGCCGGACGCAGCUACGGCAACCCAACCACUGCUGAGGGGGUGUCACUUGACAGAGGAAAGCCUGUGGAUUGGAGCUGGAACCAGCAUGCUGACAAAAAGUUCCAGUUCAUGGAUCAUCUACUGGUUGCUAAUGUCAAGUCCAAGAAGGACAAAGAGGCCAUGGAGUUCUUCAAACUGCUCUCACUUUGCCACACUGUCAUGGUGGACAACAAAGAUGGUGAACUGGUGUACCAGGCUGCAUCUCCUGACGAGGGCGCUCUGGUGACAGCUGCCAGGAACUUCGGGUUCGUGUUCCUGUCACGAACGCAGGACACUGUAACCAUCAUGGAGAUGGGACAGGAGAAGACCUAUGAAAUGCUGGCUCUUCUGGACUUCAACUCCGAUCGCAAGCGGAUGUCUAUUAUCUUGAAGUUUCCUGACGGUCGCAUUCGUCUGUACUGUAAGGGUGCAGACACAGUCAUCUAUGAGCGACUCGCCCAAAACACCAAAUACAGGGAGACCACACAGACGGCUCUGGAUAACUUUGCCAACGAUACCCUGCGGACGCUGUGCUUGUGUUACAAAGACAUCAGUGCAAACGAGUACGAGGUCUGGUCCAGGAAACACAAAGAGGCCCAGCUGGUCAUGGUCGACCGAGACGCCGCCCUUGACAGAGUAUAUGAAGAGGUGGAGAAGGACCUGAUGCUCAUUGGAGCAACAGCUAUCGAGGACAAGCUUCAGGACGGAGUUCCAGAGACCAUCGCCACACUGGCCAAGGCUGACAUCAAGAUCUGGGUCCUGACUGGAGAUAAGAAAGAGACUGCAGAAAACAUCGGAUACUCCUGCUCCCUGCUGACGGAUGACAUGCACAUUCACUAUGGAGAAGACGUCAAUGAGAAGCUGAGUGUUCGUCAGGCCACCAGAAGACAUCAGGCUCCAACAAAUUUUCGGCGAGCCAGACAGAGACCUGAAGAGUCUUUCUUCACAGAGCCGGGCAAGAACGCUCUGAUCAUCACUGGAGGAUGGCUGAAUGAGAUUCUGUACGAAAAGAAGAAGAAACGUCGCCGCCUUCGUCUCCGUCGUCUGGGGAGACGUCCUCCACCCAGCAACCCUCAGGAUGGACAACCGAUGAACGAGUGGGAGAAGGAAAUGAGACAGAUCGACUUUGUGGACAUGGCCUGUGAGUGUGAGGCGGUCAUUUGCUGUCGCGUGACCCCCAAACAAAAAGCUAAUGUGGUGAGUCUGGUGAAGAAGUACAAGAAGGCCGUGACGCUGUCCAUCGGAGACGGAGCCAAUGACGUCAACAUGAUCAAGACUGCAGACAUUGGUGUGGGGAUCAGUGGACAGGAGGGCAUGCAGGCCGUCAUGUCCAGCGACUACGCCUUCGCUCAGUUCCGUUACCUGCAGCGCCUCCUGUUGGUACACGGCCGAUGGUCCUACAUCCGAAUGUGCAAGUUCCUGCGCUUCUUCUUCUUCAAGAACUUCUCUUUCACUCUGGUUCAUUUCUGGUAUUCCUUCUUCAAUGGAUACUCCUCACAGACUGCUUACGAAGACUGGUUCAUCACUCUUUACAAUCUGGCUUACAGCAGUUUACCUGUUCUUCUUGUUGGACUGCUCGACCAGGACGUGAAUGACAGACUGAGCCUGAAAUUUCCAAAGCUCUACAUUCCUGGUCAGCAGGGGACGCUCUUCAACUACAAGAAUUUCUUCAUCAGCUUGUUCCACGGCAUCUUCGUCUCGCUCAUCAUCUUCUUCAUCCCUUACGGGGCGUUCCUGCAGACAAUGGGGCAGGAUGGAGAGGCCCCGUCUGACUAUCAGUCUUUUGCUGUCGUAACAGCCUCCUCCUUGAUCUUUACAGUCAACCUGCAGAUUUCCUUGGACACCUCCUACUGGACUUUUGUGAACUGCUUUGCUGUCCUGGGCAGCAUAGCCAUCUACUUUGGCAUCAUGUUUGACAUCCAUAGUGCUGGGAUCCACGUCAUCUUCCCCUCAGUCUUCACCUUCACAGGAGCUGCGUCAAACGCGCUGCGUCAGCCUUACUUGUGGCUCACCGUCAUCCUGACUGUGGGCAUCAGCCUGCUGCCCGUCAUCUGCAUCCAGUUCCUCUAUAAAACCAUCUGGCCCUCUGUUGGAGACAAAGUUCAGAGAAACAGGAAGAAGUACGAAAUGCAGAUGGAAGAGAAGAAGCCAAAGCAGGAGCCCUUCCAGCGGGGCAGGCGCUCCCGCCGCUCUGCCUACGCCUUUUCUCACUCACGAGGUUACGCAGACCUCAUCUCGUCCGGGCAGAGCAUCCGACGGCGUCCUCCCGCCCGCAGCGGCGCACAGGAGAACAUCCGGGAGUUUGCCCGCAGAGAGGCCGAGAACAUCUAAGCGGAGGCGGAGCCACCCUGCGAGAGCUUCAGCGCAGUGGGGAGGUUUCUUUAGACUGCUGUUGAAGACCUACAUCCAGCACUCUGCAAAUGUUAGCCUGUACAGGUGGAACUGAACUGUUCCUUUUGGGAAACUGAGAUGUCUGAAGUGAGAAAAGAAUUGUUGAAGUUCCUGAACUUCUGCAAAGGACAUGAAGAGCUUGGUUCACCAGCAGCAGAGAACUUAAAGACUCGGUACCUGCGGUUCACCUGCAUGCAGACUCCACGCUCCCAUCCAGAAACACCAAAGAGACGGCGGCUGUCCAUGAGGGGACUGUGUGACUGUUAUUUAACUCAGGAUUUUUAAAGAGAGCCUUUUGUUUUUUUAGUAAGCUCAUCGGCUGAUGGGAAACCAAAACUAUUUAAGAUAAAUGAGUUUUAGCGUUGUUCAUACACAGCACUUACUGUUGUGCUGACACCCUGAUAUUUUUCCACUUUUUGUUACUGCAUGAGUUUGUUUCUGUCCGUUGAGUCAGAUAAUCUUCUCUAGCCUUAAAACUUUGAGAUGAAUCUAUCAAAAUAUGAAAUUUGAGUGUUUUUAUGUAGUUGUAGGAUUUUGCUUUGCCAAGCUGGUUGAUUAGUGGAAAAUGUCUUAAUUGAAAAGUCUGUUUUCUUUUCUUGUUCUUUCAAAUAUUCCAACAGUCUGGAAAGAUGUUUUAACCACCAACUUGUGAGAGUUUGCCCUUUUAAAUGCCUCUUUCCAGCAGACCUCUUUGACACCAUUUUUUAGCUUUUAUCUCUGACAUGUGAGCCACUCAAGUAACUUUUUUACAAACACAACUUGUUCUUGUCUUGUGAUUCAACUGAGGAACGGAUCACAGCCGUUAUUCUUUACCACUUUACUUUGAUGCGGUUGCCAUAUCUCAGGGGUUGCCUUUUUUUUUUUUUUUUUGUAAUCUUGUGUAACACUGAAUCACAUGUUCAUGAAGACUGGAGAAAAGGAGGAUCUUCUGUCUGCAUCUCAUUGUUUACAUCUUGUUUCAUUGGGAUGAUUUUUUUUUUUUCCUUUAAAAGUUAGAAUAAUUGGGAGGUGGUGCUGAUCGAAAACUGAAGAUAAUUUCUCUUGUUAGUUUCCUCGUUCCUUUUCAGUGCUGCUGCCGACUCACUGCAGCGGUUUGAGCUUUCGUGUCAUGCAGUUUUAUCAUAUGGUUGUUAAUAAAAGCCAAGGGCACAUUUAG
This is a messenger RNA of Oryzias melastigma (Indian medaka), 5366 nucleotides long. It is a transcript of the gene atp8b1, whose product is annotated as ATPase phospholipid transporting 8B1. Gene Ontology annotation, cellular component: plasma membrane. Lineage: Eukaryota; Metazoa; Chordata; Actinopteri; Beloniformes; Adrianichthyidae. Gene Ontology annotation, biological process: Golgi organization; phospholipid translocation. Gene Ontology annotation, molecular function: ATPase-coupled intramembrane lipid carrier activity; ATP binding; magnesium ion binding. The coding region runs from base 407 to 4150 and encodes 1247 amino acids. The transcript has 30 exons. The record is from RefSeq and is a predicted model, not a curated record.